This is a messenger RNA of Ziziphus jujuba (common jujube), 1743 nucleotides long. RefSeq names its product peptidyl-prolyl cis-trans isomerase CYP37, chloroplastic. The coding region runs from base 65 to 1450 and encodes 461 amino acids. The transcript has 12 exons. Gene Ontology annotation, molecular function: peptidyl-prolyl cis-trans isomerase activity. Gene Ontology annotation, biological process: protein peptidyl-prolyl isomerization. The record is from RefSeq and is a predicted model, not a curated record. Lineage: Eukaryota; Viridiplantae; Streptophyta; Magnoliopsida; Rosales; Rhamnaceae.
AUAGGCUUUUGUGGAUUAGGCGCGCCAAAAAAUAAAGCUCUGAGUAACUACCAACUUCGGGUUGAUGGCUUUCCCGUUACCCUCCGCCAUUGCCACCCACAAGCUUGCUCUCAAUGUUCGUGUCCCUUCCUCAACUCGAAGGCAAAUUUUAAAGCCUACCCAUUUCAUAUUUUGCUUCAAUAGCAAAAUCCCAGAAAGAUCGGCCCGCUUCAGAAUUCCUUGCUUGUCCAUAAAAGAUGUUUCUAAGGAACUGGCAGACCAACCUGACAUUCCAAUCAGCUUGAACAUGCCAACAAAAAGACAUAAAAAGAAACUUGAGAGACUGAUUGCUGUAAUCUUAUUGUUUAUUCAAUUUUCUUGUCCAAUUCCUUUUGUUGGUUGGGACUCUUGGUCUAUAUCUCCUGGAAAGGCAGUUCUUUAUUCUCCAGACACCAAGGUUCCAAGAACAGGCGAACUUGCGCUUAGGAGAGCUAUCCCUGCUAACACAAACAUGAAGGCUAUACAGGACUCUCUGGAGGAAAUUUCAUACUUGUUAAGAAUUCCACAAAGAAAGCCUUAUGGAACCAUGGAAGGAAACGUCAAGAGAGCUUUGAAGAUAGCAACAGAUGAAAAAGAUUCUAUUUUGGCAAGUGUGCCGACAAACCUGAAGGAAAAGGGUUCAACGUUGCAUGCAUCUCUUAUUGAUGGAAAGGGUGGGUUGCGAGCUCUUCUUGAUAGCAUCAAUGAGAAGGACCCAGAUAAGGUGUCUGUAGGCCUUGCAUCCUCACUGGAUACUGUUGCUGAGCUGGAGUUAUUACAGGCUCCAGGGUUAUCAUUUUUGUUACCCGAGCAAUACCUGAAAUACCCCAGGUUAACAGGGAGAGGAAUUGUGGAAUUUACCAUUGAAAAGGGAGAUGGUUCAACAUUUUCUCCAGAAGCUGGUGGUGAAGCAAGAAAGACUGCCACAAUUCAGAUUGUUAUCGAUGGAUAUUCAGCACCACUAACAGCAGGGAAUUUUGCAAAACUGGUAAUUGAUGGGGCAUACAACGGGGCAAGGCUCUACUUUACUGAUCAAGCCAUUCUCUCAGACAAGGGGCUAGAUAAGAACAGCGGUUAUAGUGUUCCUCUAGAAAUAAAGCCAUCUGGGCAAUUUGAGCCCUUGUACAGAACAACAUUAAGUGUGCAGGAUGGGGAAUUGCCAGUUCUUCCGUUAUCUGUUUAUGGAGCAGUUGCUAUGGCACAUAGUGAGACUUCCGAGGAAUACUCAUCACCAUAUCAGUUCUUCUUUUAUCUUUACGACAAAAGAAAUGCUGGCUUAGGGGGGUUGUCAUUUGAUGAAGGACAGUUUACAGUUUUUGGAUACACAACUAUUGGGAGAGAAAUUCUUCCGCAGAUAAAGACAGGGGAUGUGAUUCAAUCUGCAAAGCUAGUGGAAGGUCUAGAUCGCCUCAUAUUGCCAAAUGAGAGUUGAUUUUGUACCUUUUAUUGAACCAGAACCACUCUUCAUUUUUCAAAUUCUUGCCUUAUAGAAUGUAGCAGCCUGAUUUUAUCGUUGCAGGUUGCGCAUCAAAUUUGUAUGUUUUCCAUUUGAAAUUCAUCCUUCUGGUGCAAGAUUUGUUAUACUUGACCCCAUAGUUGAAAUCUCCAUGGUCCUCGUACAGUCUCAUUUCACCAAAUUUCUUGUCUUGACCAUAUUAUAUUCUCAAACUCAUCAUUCUUGGGUAGGCAAAUAUUCUGAGCUUAAUUCGUUAUUUUGUUCUUUUA